UAUAAACAUAUGGGAGGAAAGCCAUGAAAAAAAAAUUUGUUUUAUGGGGAGAAAAAGCCAUUGAAAAAAACAUUUGUUUUUUGACAUUUUUUUUCAGGAGACUUUUUGUGGCCGAAAAGUUGCCAUAGCGACUGAAGGCUUUUUAAAAAAAAAUAAAAAUAAAUAAUAUAUAUAUUUUUUUUUUAUUUAAAAAAAGCACUGAUUUGUGAAUAUUUUUUCCCCAUUUAUUCUCGCAAGCCAAACUUAAUUUCAUAAAAAUGAGGGAAAACGACAAAAAAAAAAAAAAAUUAAGUUGACAUCUAGCUAAACCAACUUAAAAUAUACCACCAAUUAACUCCUUUGUAUUUUGCAUAAUACCGAAGAAUGUUUCGAGUUUUUCCGCAACUGGAAAGGAUGAAUCCGAUGUCCAUUCUAUCCUAUGAGGCCCAUUUGUGCUGUGCUGUGUUGAGGCAUGUCAACAAACACGUCAUUUGAAGGGAAAACGUCAUCCGAGUACUUUUACGUCAGCACGUUCCUCUUCAUUUGCACCUUUUGUCUUCCCUCCUCCACUACUAGAGGUCUUUGAGUGGAUAAGUCGAUGAAUUGUUCCAAGCGGCUCAGGAUUGGACGGGGGCCUCUGCGUCUGGCGUGGAGAAGAUAAGAGCGCUUAUCUAUUUCUCUGUCUGCCCAAUCUAUAACCCUGGCCCCUCCUCCUAGCCAUCAUCGUGACCUCCGCGACAUCCCGAAAAUAAGCUUUGGUUAACAUGGAAAAUAAGCAAAACAAAUGAAAGUAUCUUAGAUAUAACUUGGGAACCGUUUUCAGAUAAAAAAAAAAAAGUAGGCUUAAAAUGAUCGAAAGUGUGGAAGUAAAAAUGAAGCGAUGCCGAUUGACCUCACCUAUUCUGAUCUGACUGAAUUGUUGUUUGGUUAUUGGAGCAGAAAAUAGCAAAUUUGCUAUUUAGCGAGGAUGACACGAUGCUGUCACUCCUCCGCCAUUUUGUUGGGAGUGACAGUCCUCGCCUUCCUCAUCCCGCUUCUCAUCUCCUUCCUCUUCUUCGCCUUUGCUGUUGGCAGCGCUUCAUUAGUGUCACCGUUUUAACGGGAAGAAAUGACGACAGGCAAUUACGCUUUUGUCAGGAUGCGUCUUGGAAUAAAUGUUUAUCUUGAAAUAUAAUAUUGAGCAUUUUAGAACAGUGGACGUGUGUUUUUAGAACUGUGCUGCAAUAUAUUUUAAUGUGAGUUUUGGAAAUUUAUUGUUAACAUAUAUUGUUGCUAUGCAUACAUUUGUAUAUAGUUAGUGUACAGAUACCAGGUAACGGUGACAACACCAGCUUUAUUUGAAGGUACUCGCGACGGCGGCCAUUUUGUAAUCAGGAAAUGGAAAUUACAAGAAUAGAAAAUUGCCAUUGAUAUCAUGCAAUUUUAAGGAAAUUACUAUAUUAGAAUAUAGAGGUCUUUCUUUAAAAUACUCUGUCAUUGUUUCUUUGAGGGAAAUUUUAUGUAUCAAAAGGACUAGUGGUAUCGGCAUAUGGUAUCGUAUUGGUAUCGGUCCGAGAAAAACUUGUAUGGAACAUCCUUAGUUAGCAUUAAAGCCUCACAGUUCAGGGGCCAUAAAUUCAAUCGUAUCAAGUUUUUGUCAAUGUAAUCUGUGUAUUGUUUAUUUAGAAAAAUAUAUUUUCCAAAUACAAAUGUCAUAGUUGAUUUUCAUCUGUUGCAUAUAUCCAAAUUAAAAUAUGUUUAUCAGUCAAAAAUCCAUUCAUUGUCCCAACUGCUUAUUUUUUACUAGAUUAUUUUGCAGAAUUAGCAAAACAUCUCAAAUAAAAUACAAAAGGUCAAACCUAUAAUAUGAAAGGAGCAAUUACUUGGCAUUGUGUAGCAUUACUCCAUCUUUGAAUCCAUGACAAAGAGUUUUGACGAAGAAACCAGACGAGAAACAUCCGAGUGGAUUGCGGCCUGGUGCUUGUCUCUGAUCCGGUGAGUAGAUUGGCCUCUCAUAAAUGAUUCCACGUCAUUAAUUAAAUACUCGUUAAGAUUUCCCAAAGGGGAAAUGGCUGAUAGCUAAACGAUAAAAGACAGUAAUCACCACUCAUCAGCGUAGACUCAUUUUAGCCCGUCUUCACUAACAACAAUAUUAAUAUAUUUUAUUGUCAAGCUACUCAAGAAAAAUGCAGAUUAUUUCUGUCAAAAGCAAAUUUAUCCAAAAUAAAUGAGUUUGUUAUGAGAAAUGCAACACAAAAGUGAAGCAGCAUUAAAAACUGCAGUAACUAUUCUAUGGAUUUUUCCAACACUGCAAUCAUGUGUCUUUCUUCUCCUUCCUUCCCUCCAUGAAGAGUUUGGAGGAGGUGAGAGAGUGAACCGGUAGAGGAGGGUGAUUGGUGGCAAGUGAUGGCGAUGAGGAGGAAGGUGGGGGGACUUAUCCCUUAUAAGAGCGCUUGCCCGUACCUUCUACGUAGCCGCAAACGCCGUCGCUAACGGAGGAACUUAACUUCUACCAGCCUGCACCUGAAGGACCCUGAGGAUUGUCACCCCAACACGGACCAUCAUGAAGAUGCUGGUGGCGCUCCUGAUGCUGCUGUUGUUUUGUUGUGAUGGCGUACAUGCCGACUGUCAGGAUGACUGCCUGUCCUGCAGCCUCAUCCUGCCCAAACGACUCACCUUCAACACUAUGGACUGUCUGUUUGAGUGUGAGGGCUCCGCUUCCCCAGCAUCUUCCUGGGACACCUGCCGUGGAUCCUUGUCGUUGUUGUCUAUGCCCAAAAGAUCCCAGGAGGAAGUGGAUGCCUUCCUCCCAGCUGAGGAGGAAGAAAACCAGAGGAAUGAAGAAGAGCUACCCUUACAAAGGUUCGAUCACAUGACCCGGCUGGUUGAAAGGGACGCGGGUUCCCUGUCCUUGGACGAAGAGUACGAGGACUCUGACAGCGACGUUGGUCUGAGCGCCUCCAAGAGAUUCGGCGGCUUUGUGAAGGGUCGCCAUGGUUACAGGAAGCUGAUGGCGCCGGCCAGGUCCUACCAGAAGCGUUACGGCGGCUUCAUCGGGAUCCGCAAGUCGGCGCGCAAGUGGAACAACCAGAAACGCUUCGGAGACUUCCUCAAACAGUAUCUGGGCAUGAGCACUCGGGGUACAGAGUACAACAGCGUCUCGGAGGAGCUGAGCCGGCACAAUGAGGUGUAGAGCGGCAGCCGACGCACCUCCAUGCCCGAUUCCCAGUUAGUGCCUGUAUGUGGACCGUCUAUUUACAUCUACUGUCAAGUGACGCAUAUCUGAUAUUACCGUGCUUAUGUGUAGGAUGCUUUCACGUAUAUACUGUAUUUCGCUUCCUCUUGUCGAAACACUUGUAAAUGGGGGUGUGCGUCUCCAUGCAGAAAGAAAUUACAUAAUACGAUUCAAGGAUGUAACGAUUUUGUAAUGGUUAGUCGUCCAAUCAAAACCAAUUUUUUUUUUUUACACCCCAGCUUGUAAGG
Messenger RNA from Syngnathus acus (greater pipefish), 3441 nucleotides. RefSeq names its product prepronociceptin-like. The record is from RefSeq and is a predicted model, not a curated record. The coding region runs from base 2522 to 3151 and encodes 209 amino acids. The transcript is spliced from 3 exons. Gene Ontology annotation, biological process: sensory perception; chemical synaptic transmission; neuropeptide signaling pathway. Gene Ontology annotation, molecular function: opioid receptor binding. NCBI's taxonomy places the organism in Eukaryota, Metazoa, Chordata, Actinopteri, Syngnathiformes, Syngnathidae. Gene Ontology annotation, cellular component: neuronal cell body; dendrite; axon terminus.